AUGGCUACUACUGAUAAUUGGAUUAGAUUCUAUCGAUGGUGUCAAGAACAUUUAAAAUCACAUUUUAUAUCAUCAUCAAUAUUUAAUAAUAAUCGUCAUCGUUUAGUACAUCGUCGUUCAUCAUUAACACCAUUUCGUUCAACAAAUAAUUCUCCUUUAAAAAAGAUCAAAAAACGUGCUUCAUAUGGUGAAAUCGAUGUACAUCGAAUUGAUAAUAAUAAUUUUCGACAUGUGCGUGAUAGUAUACGUGGCAAUAUUCCUCAUGCAACACGAAUAACAUCAACAACUACACAUAAAGAAAGAUAUCAAGUUCAAAAAUCAACAACGUGUAAUAAAUCAUCAGAAGAAAUUUUAUCUCAUGAAUUUAAAUUUAUACCUUCAAAUUUAAUAACAAUGAAUAAAAAACGUAAUAAUCGAUCUCGACGUUUUUCACUUGCUAAAGUUGAAAUAUUAACUGUAAAUUCGAAUAGAACAAAAGAUGAACAAAAAUCAACAGCACCAUCUACUAGUCUUAAUAUUAUUCAAAAAUUACUUUUUCGACAAAUUAAUCCUAAAACUCGACCUUAUUCAAGAGGAACAUCUUCUGAUGGUAAUGUGGCUACAACAAAAGUACUAAAUGAAACACCCACUAAUCUUCGAGCGCCUAGUCCAGCAUUUUCAAAACAGCCAGGAACGAGUUCAUCAUCUUCUAAUAUUUCUAAACAAAAUAUUCGUCAUGGAAGAGAACCUUUACUAUCAUUACCACCUAAUAAAAUACCAUUGAAAAAUCAUUCAUCGGAUUUAAAUCCAUAUUUAUCUAAACGUCGUAAUACAACUGGAAGUAUAUCGUUGAAUAAAAUUGUUGAUACUAAAAAUACAUUAAAUGGAAAUACUUUAUUAGCAACAGCUGUUAAUGCAUUUAAUAAUUCAAAUAAUAAAAUACAAAUUGAAAAAGACAUUUUUCAAACGGUCGAAGAUUCAGAUUUUCUUCUAACAAAACAAUUUAUUCAAACAAAUGAAAAUAUUAUUAAUUCAUAUAAUGAAUAUGAUUGGCGUCCAUUGGAUAUUGCUAUAAUGCUUAAUAAUAUUCUAAUGGUACAAUUUCUUUUACAUUAUGGUGCUGAAGAAAGUCCGAAACUUCAAUCAACAGAUUCUCGUUAUCAAAGUGUUUGUCACCAACUAUCGAUGCUUAGUGAACAACAUUCUGAUGAUUCGAUUAAAAAAUCUCCAUCAAAUAAAUUAUCACCUGAUGAUAUUCAAUCACGUCGUUUAUCACCAUUAUGUGACAAACAACAACGUCAUCGUCGUACAAGUAAAAAUCAACAACAACAACAAUUCAAUCAACAACGUUUAUUAACAUUAACUCAAAUGAAAGAUAAUUAUGAACAAGCAGUUGUUCCCGAUGCACCAACAAAUGUUCGUUUAAUGGUUACAGGUUCAGAUAAUAUAACUGUAACAUUUGAUGAACCAUUACGAUCAAAUGGAGCUGUGGUUAUUAAAUAUAAAAUUGAAUGGAGUACAGAUGAAUAUUUUAAUCAAAUAUCAUUUGAUAUAAUUAAAAAUUGUUUUUCAAGAGAAUAUAUUAUUCGAAAUUUAUCUGUUGGACAAAAAUGUUAUGUACGAGUAUUAGCUGGAAAUAUGAAAGGUUUUGGUGAAGCAAAUAUUGCUAAUCCACCUUAUUGUAUACCAUCAAAUUGGCGAGAAUUUUCUAAAAUAUCACGUACAAAUAUGUAUGAUUUACGUUUUGAAGAAAUUCUAAAUAAAAUUUUCAAUGAACGAGAAGGAAUUAGAAUUAGUAAAUCAUUAGAAGGAAAUGAAUCAUCUGAUACAUCAAAUAGAAGAAAUCCUCGUCGAAAUUAUGGAAAUCUUCGAAAAAAUCUUCGACAAUUAUUUCAAUUUUAUCCUAGAUUAGCAAAAACGAUAAAACGAGGGCUUUAUUUAGUAUCAGUUAUGUUAAAUGGUGAUCGAAUAUUAGUAACAAAUGAAGAUGUUUUACCUAUGGUUGAAGUUGAUGAAAAUUAUGGUCAUAAUUUAUUACCAGAUUUUCAAUGGUUUAUGAAAUUAACAUUUGUUUGGGAUGAUUUAAAAAGUUUAAGACCUAAAUUAGAACGAUGUUCAAGUGCAACUUCAUUUUAUUUAAGAAUGAAACUUGUUCAAGCUGCUAUUGAACUUCAAACAUUAGAAGAAAUAAAUAAUCUUGGUCGUCUUCAUUAUACAUAUAUUCGUGAUAAUGAUGGUAAUGUUGUAUUUGUAUUAAUAAAUGAUUUAUCUUCUGAUAUACGUACAAAUAUUUCUCCAUCAAAUUUAAAAUGGAUGACAAUGACAAAAUUUUUUGAAAUAAUGAAAGAAUCUCCAUCAUCAACAAAUAAUUCUUGUCUUCAACAAAUAAUUGAAAAACUUCCAGAUAUGAUUGAAUUUUAUCAUGCAUCAAUGUGUCGUCUUGAGUCUGGUUUAUAUGUUGCCUAUUUAAAAAUGCAAAAUAGUGUUGAUUCAAUACGUGUUAUGGUUAAUAAAUCUAUGCCCGGUUCAUUACCAUGUACAAAAAUUCGUUCUGUAGCUAAUGUAUCCAGAGAAGAAUGGGCAUGGUUACAUAAAAGUAAUGAUGAAAAUUCAAUUGAAUAUGAAUCUUCAGAUAAUAAUAAUAGUCUUGAUUUAUUUAAAAUUCAGUUUCGUAACGCAGCUAAAGACUUAUUCAUUAUGCUUAAUCUUCCUGAAACACAUUUUUCAAAUAGUCGAAUAUAUAGUUCACAAGUUGUUGAAAUUCGUGAUGAUUUAUCAUUAAUUAUUUUAAUGUCAACUGCUGAUGAAAUUAAUUUUCUUUCUGCACCAUCAAAUUAUUCUCUUACAUCAUUUAUUUAUUUACCUAUAUAUAUUUUUGAAGUUUUACAACAUAUAAGUAAUAAUUAUCGUUUUAUAUGUCAAUAUAGUCGUGUAUCAAUUUGUCUUGAUUUUGAAUUAAUAUAUGCACAACAAAAUCAACGUGAAGCAUUUUCAAUAAAUGAAUUAGAUGAAACACGUUAUCGUCUUAAUCAUUUAUUAUCAUGUCAACAAGAUCUUGAUGAUAUAUGGCGUUUAUCACGUUGGCUUGUACAUGUUAUAAAUUGUGCUAAAGAUAAAACAUAUUCUGGUAUAUCACUUAAACCAUUUCAAUCAUCAACAAAUUUAAAUGAAAUUAAAAUAAAACAAUCAUCAUCAACAUCAUCUUUAAUAUGUUCAUUUGAUUCAAAUAAUCAUUUAAGAAUGAAAAAUUUAAAUAAUUUUAUUGAUUUUGAAGAUAAUACAAUUGAAUUAACAUUUUAUAAUUCAUUAUUAUCAUCAAAUACAUAUAUACCAUUUAAAUUACGAAUAAAUAAAAUGACAAGAUUAAAUGAAAUUUUAAAAAUUAUGUUAAAACAACAACAACAUGAUAUUUUUUUAAAAUCAAAUUCAUCAUUAAAAUUUAUUUGGAUACGUUCAAAUCAAUGUGAAUAUAUAAUGGAAGAAAAUUCAACAGCUUAUGAAAUUCAAACACGUCUUUUACGUUUUGGUGGACAAAUUCAUUUACGUUUAAAUAAUUCAUCAUCAACAAAUUCAUCACCAAUAUUUAGUAAAACAUCAAAUUUAUUUCCACCCACAAUAGAUAUGAUUUCAAAAGGACCUGGAUCAAGUUUAAGCUUGAACAUAAUAUUAAUAAAUGUUAUGUGA
Molecule: messenger RNA, 3663 nt
Organism: Rotaria sordida
Lineage: Eukaryota; Metazoa; Rotifera; Eurotatoria; Philodinida; Philodinidae
Source: the annotation of a GenBank genome assembly